Molecule: messenger RNA, 1827 nt
Organism: Nymphaea colorata (pocket water lily)
Lineage: Eukaryota; Viridiplantae; Streptophyta; Magnoliopsida; Nymphaeales; Nymphaeaceae
Product: alcohol dehydrogenase 1
Exons: 10
Coding region: 459-1598 (379 amino acids)
Biological process (GO): formaldehyde catabolic process
Cellular component (GO): cytosol
Molecular function (GO): S-(hydroxymethyl)glutathione dehydrogenase [NAD(P)+] activity; zinc ion binding
Source: RefSeq, a predicted model, not a curated record
UCAGCUUUCCUUCAAAAAAAGCCGAACAGAGAACGUGUCACUGCAACCUUGUCGUCCCAUGGCAGUCGCCGGUUUUCGAGUGUCGACCUCAAUCUCUCUCUCGGUUUUUAUGUUGCCACUGUGGAAGGUGAAAACCAUGAGCCUGAUUUUUGUUGGCUCAAACGGUGGCGCCGCUUGAAUGUCUCUCUCUGUCCUGUUUGCGUUGGAAAGCAAAUUUCAGAGACCAGUGAGAGCAAAUGCCGCAGUAUCCCGGCCAUCCCUAGGGCUUUUCUCUCAACGCGUCCUCUCCUGGUCUGCACCAUACCCUGUCUUGAAGCUAUAAAUAGCCAUGGUGGCCUCCUCUUUGUUCGUCGAGGAAGCGGCUGUCCCUGGUGGCAAUCUCGAAGGGUUCUCCUUAGAUCUUUCCCUCUCCCUCGUUUCACUUCUGCUGGGUUCUUUCCGUUUUGGCGUUGAAGAUAAUGGCUACCGCCGGUCAGGUGAUCCGAUGCAAAGCUGCUGUUGCAUGGGAGGCAGGCAAGCCGCUGGUGAUAGAGGAGGUUGAGGUUGCGCCGCCUCAAGCAAUGGAAGCCAGGAUCAGGAUCCUUUACACCUCCCUCUGUCAUACUGAUGUCUACUUCUGGGAAGCAAAGGGACAGACACCUGUGUUUCCCAGAAUCUUCGGACAUGAGGCUGGAGGGAUCGUUGAGAGUGUUGGUGAAGGUGUCACCGAUCUUAAGCCUGGUGACCAUGUCCUCCCUGUCUUCACUGGGGAAUGUGGUGACUGUGCUCACUGCAAAUCUGAAGAAAGCAACAUGUGCGAUCUUCUCAGGAUCAACACGGACAGGGGAGUGAUGCUUGCUGAUGGGCAAUCAAGGUUCUCCAUUAAAGGACAGCCCAUCUAUCACUUUGUUGGCACCUCCACCUUCAGUGAGUACACUGUUGUACAUGUGGGUUGCCUUGCCAAGAUCAAUCCAGAGGCACCUCUUGACAAAGUUUGUGUUCUUAGUUGCGGAAUUUCAACAGGUUUUGGUGCUACUGUUAAUGUUGCUAAACCGAAGAAAGGACAAACUGUGGCUGUUUUUGGUUUGGGUGCUGUAGGCCUUGCUGCUGCUGAGGGUGCAAGAGUUGCUGGUGCUUCCAGGAUCAUUGGUGUUGAUCUUAACCCUAACAGGUUUGAAGAAGCCAGGAAAUUUGGUUGCACAGAAUUUGUGAACCCACUGGAUCAUAAGAGACCUGUUCAAGAGGUAAUUGCUGAGAUGACAAAUGGUGGUGUCGAUAGGAGUGUUGAGUGCACCGGAAACAUCAAUGCCAUGAUUUCUGCAUUCGAGUGUGUUCAUGAUGGAUGGGGUGUUGCUGUCCUGGUUGGUGUCCCUCACAAGGAUGCAGUGUUUAAGACACCGCCAAUUAACUUUCUGAAUGAGAGAACUCUGAAAGGAACGUUCUAUGGCAACUAUAAGACACGAACCGACAUUCCCGGUGUUGUUGAGUUGUACAUGAAGAAGGAGCUUGAGUUGGAGAAAUUCAUCACACAUCAUCUUCCAUUCUCUGAAAUCAAUACAGCUUUUGAUUUGAUGCUUAGUGGCCAAGGCAUCCGCUGCAUCAUCAACAUGCAGAGUUGAGCGUAGAGAGACUGUCUGAUGAUGCAAUUUGAAGAUGAUAAGUGAAAGGACCGUUGCUAGGACACCUUUUGCAUGACACGGAAAACUUUUUCAGUUUUUCUUUCUUCUUUUGUUGGUUCUCUCGUAUGUCUGAUGAAAUUAAUUUCUGUAUGAUGUGGCCAGAUGAAAGAAACUUUUUGUUUUCAGUUUUUUUAUCAUAAUAAACACAGAAUUCAGCAACUUUUUGCGA